AUGAGCCCAAAUACGUUGGCUCCUAAUGACAUCCUCACGGAUGACAAUUACUUCAUGUGGGAAUUUAAUGCACGCAUGACACUCGCGCGCAAGGAUCUUUUGGAUCACGUUUUGAUUAAGCCAGAGCUGACAGUGCUGCGGGAGAAUCCCGGAUGGAUAGUCGCCGAUAUGAAGGCUCUGGCUGUACUGGUGAAGCUACUCUCUCCAACCUAUCAGUGCAUGGUUCGGGAAUGUGAGUCUGCGUUUGAAGCUUGGGAGGUUCUGAAGACGUUCUUUGCGAAGAAAAAUCUUCACAACCGAGUGCAACUUCGGAAAGAAUUACAUGAAUUUGUGAUGGAGACUGGUGCGAGUCUUAUGGACCAUCUACUAGAAUUUGAUGAGCUGUGUCUCAAGCUCGGAGCUGCCGGUGACAGCUGGAUGAUGAUGAAAGAUAGUUUUGCUUUUGGGAAGUUUAUCAUCCGAAUAUGA
Peronospora farinosa is the source of this 468-nucleotide messenger RNA. Lineage: Eukaryota; Oomycota; Peronosporomycetes; Peronosporales; Peronosporaceae. The record is from the annotation of a GenBank genome assembly.